This is a messenger RNA of Lytechinus pictus (painted urchin), 3566 nucleotides long. RefSeq lists its product as uncharacterized. The record is from RefSeq and is a predicted model, not a curated record. Lineage: Eukaryota; Metazoa; Echinodermata; Echinoidea; Temnopleuroida; Toxopneustidae. The transcript has 2 exons. The annotation marks the transcript as partial.
UCGACCAUGAUGCCGACCACCAGCAUACGUUGUCAGUGGCUACUGAUCAGCAUCGGGACAGUCCUCAUCAUCCCCGCCAUCAACCUUGCCUCAGCCGGUCAUGCUAAACACAGAGGUUCGAUGUCAUUAGACAGGCGAGGAGGUCACAAUCAGCCUUCAUCAUCAGACUCGACGUCCUCGUCGUCAUCCUCUGAAACGCUCCCAAUCAAUCCCGACCACCAAGUCGAAAAUGAAGAGCAUAAUGUCAUAGCGAGUAAUAGCACAUCACCAUCGCUUCCUCUGAUUCAAGAUGGCGGUGAAGUCAAGUUGCCCAGAGGAUUUAAAAUAAUCGCUCUCGACGAGGACAAUAAACCAUUUAUCGUCAUUCCAAACAUGCAUCAUCUUUUGGAAAACAAUAGUGAUUUGACGAAGCUGCUGAAGUCUGCUCUGAGAGAGGCUCAUCGGAUCAAGCGUUCGCCAUCGUAUUCACCAGCGGAAACGUCGUCAUCGAGAGGAUCGAGGCGAUCGGCUUGCAGAUUCGAAUACCAAACGACUGUAAUCAGAGAAGGGCACUGUAUUCGAUUUGGAGAUUUUCCCGCCUGUUUAUCCGGAGAUCAAUUGUACCCUUUCGCACGUGAUUGCUAGCCGAUAGAUGCAUCUUUGGACAAGCAGUCAUUUCGGAAGACGGUUCACGUAUCGCGUAUACAGGGACGUUGGUGAGCCACGCGUCGAAGAUAUCUUAUGGGAAGCACUUCUGCAAGGUGCAUUUGAUUCAUGCGUAUUACCGAGGACCCUUUGGCAUGUUGAGGGGAGACUGUGUAUUCCACUCAUCGUGGACAUUUCUUUUUAUAUGCAGAUCAGUAUGAUUCGCGUUUGUACAAAGAAAGAUUUUAAGCUGUAUUUAAAUCAAGGGAGGUUCUAUAUGUUGAUAGUAUUAUGUACAUAUUUGGAGAGUUAUGUAUUGAGAUGAAUUGAGAAAUUGAGCAAGGAGAGAAAAUCAACAAAUUGACUGCAAUUGAUUUUUAAAAAGAAAUAGAUUUUAAUUUGAUGUAGAGUUUAAACAGAAGGUACUGACUUGUCGGUGUUUUAUUAUCACCUGUAAUCGAUAACAUGAUCUAGUAGAAAGAUUGAGAAAGUCUGACUGAAUUCAGCAUGAUCGGUAGAUUAUUACAGUUCACCAAUAAUAUACGAUACCACAGGUCCUAAAAUGUAUUCACCAUCGGAUAACACACAUGCACAAUUUUUUACCGAGGGAAUGUUUCAGAAAUCUGAUCGUAAAUUUGCGAUUGAUUUGAUAGGCAACUUAAAUAUGGCAUGCCAAAUGGAAUCCUGACUAAUUUUAUCUUGGGGCUGUCGCAUAAUACUGAGUUCCCACUGUCACUACUUGCAUCACGAUUCAAACGGCGAACUUAAUCGUUCAGUAGUCGUAGUGAUCUUGACGGAUCGUAUCAGAUCAGUAGUGGCAAUCGUAUUGAUCAUAUCAAACAAAUUUGAAUGGUUCACAAAUUUUCGCGAUCAGUUACAAAAGGCCAAUCGUGAAUUUCUUAAAGGAUCGCACGACAGCGGGAACGAGGUUUUAAGAAUUACGAUCAAACGCAACACAAAAUAUUGAACGCAACUUGAUGUUCAACUUAAGAAACGUGCGUAUUAUGGACUUUGAUUGAUUUCUUGAGUUGCAUUUAAUCACAGCUCAUUAUGAAACUGGUCCCACAUCACCUGAGAGUGAAUAAUGUUAAUGAUAUGUAUUUUCAUUAAAGCGGAGGAAAGAUUGAUCCCAUUUAGAAUAUAGGAAUAUAGGAUCUUAUGUAGGAAAAGCAGUUUACAUGAGCGCAGACCUGUAAUGUCAUUCGGUAUUCAUUAUUUCAAACGUCGAGUUAUGAAGUGCUUUGCGAUGGAUAAACCACCCAAAGUCACUCCAUUUCCGUUCGUUAAAGAAUGAUCAACACGUCAAAUGAUAUCAAUCACUCAGCACAAUGUGAGGGAUUUUUCAAUCCUCGACGCACGACGGAUUUAAGAACAUAGUAUAAUGUAUUGCCAAAUGCCCCACAUGACAAUGAACAACCAAGAAGUCUUUGUCGAAAAUUGGUGAGUCAAGGCGGCAGUUUCGUCCUAGAAUGUGUACAAACGACGCACAUGUAUUUGUGCAAUUUUUCGUCAGCUCCGGAACUUAAGACGAAGUUCUUCAAUUAUCGACAAAGACCUCCCAGCUGUUUACUUUCGAUUGACUGACAUUUUCAAUACACUUACUAAGGACUUGAAUCCGUUCUGCGUCGCGGGGUGAACAUUCCCUAGUGGUAGACUACCACGAAAGCAAUGACGACAUUGACGACGUUUUCGGAUACUGAAAACAUCAAAACACAUUCAUUAGUGUGCUAAAAAGAUGACGGAAGGAUACGUUAAAGGUCGAGCAUUAUAAUUACUGACAAACAAACCAGUGUUUGUGUUCCUGACCAGACAAUUAUAUGGUUAUCAUUCAUGCAAUUGGCGACGGCGAAGAGUGAAGUUUGUGGAUGUUUUUAUUGAAUCCGAUUGUUUCCAUGGCGAUAGAACGCACACGUACAUUCUCAUUGAACAAGGGGAUACAUUACGCUUUCCAGCGUCAGUUUGGCCUCCCUGAUUGAAACAACUUGAAGCAAAUAAAAUACAUAUGUAUUGUGUUUGAUAAUGCUUAAGUCACACUAUGGUAACGAACUCCAUAUCGAUCCAAGCAAUUACGUUCUUGCGAGCGGUAUAUCAUGGUUCAGUUUGGAAGUAGUGUGUCUGCGGCAUUUCAAAGUGUUUGUUUGUGUAAUAUUCCACUAGCCACGUUAUAAAUUACUGUAUUCGGAAUAUUAACUGUCGUCAGUUACUUCAUGGAUGUUGUAUUUCAUGGAAUAUUUGUCAUUCUGUAUGUAUUUCAUAUUUUGUUGUGUCUCAUGAGUAUUAGGAAUUCAAUUACUGCCAUUUUCCUACAUGCAGAUUCCGCUACUUAAAGUACUAAAUGUAUAUUUCGCAUUGUUCGUGAUAUGUGAAUUUACAUAUUGUAUUCUAAUAUUUUAUGUUGAAUAAAAUGAGAACAUUGAUGCCUUGAAUUUGACCAAUGUUGUCUUCACUUCAGGAGCGAGGUGUGUGUCAAGAAGGCCUAUUCUAAAAAAAAUACCCAUCAGUAAAAGGAUGAGUUUGUUUUUAAUAAUUGUCUAAAAUUAUUUUUAGGCCAGUAAUGAGAGCUAGAAAGCAUAGAUUCAGUUUUCUGAUCAUGUAGACCUAUAUUUCAUUUAUCAUGAAAUAGUAUUUGAAUAUUUAUAAGUUAUCGAAUAAAUCACAUUUGCAUACGAUAAAAGUACCGUUAACAUUAAAAAAUAGGGUAUCGAUAUUUAUUUCAUAACUCGUUUUGCAAUGUGAAUUGAUUUUUCUUUUAUAAGUUUGAAGGAUGAAGUGAAUUUUAUUUUUCUCGCGUUUUGAAAUGGACGGAUGUGAUUUUCCCCUUUUCUGCAAAUGUGUAAAAUUAUGAUCGUUUAUCCUUACGUGUGUGUGUAUAUAUUAUCUAUUGAUUGUUAUAUAAGUUUAUUUUUUAUUUUACAGAUUAAAGUAAUAUUUAUGAUUGAUAA